Periconia digitata is the source of this 1094-nucleotide messenger RNA. Lineage: Eukaryota; Fungi; Ascomycota; Dothideomycetes; Pleosporales; Periconiaceae. The record is from the annotation of a GenBank genome assembly.
CAUCCCGUUUACGCCUCCUACGCCCCGUGGUCCCUCUCCCAAAAGCCCGCCAGCGCACAGCCAUGCCCGGACCAAGUUUAUUCGCCGGCCUCAUAUCGCUCGUCGCUAUCGCGAGAAGGGCGGAAUUGUGGCCGAAUCCUGAACCCUGUUUGGGUAAUUGUACUUUCAUACACGAUCCCAGUGUCGUGCGACGAUCAGAUGGAACAUGGUUCCGCAUUUCGACGAACGGCAACAUUGCUAUCGCGACCGCGCCUGAACUAAUUGGACCAUGGGAAUACCAAGGCGCAAUGCUUCCGGACGGUUCCAAGAUCGACGUUAUGGAAAAUCAGGAACUUUGGGCGCCAGACGUAUUUCAUGAGAAAGAUGAGUUCUACGCUUAUUACAGCGUCUCCAGAAUGGGAAGCCAGGAUUCAGACAUUGGAGUCGCAACGUCGAAAGAUGCAAUGCCUGGGACAUGGACAGAUCACGGGUCGAUAGGUCUCCCCAAAAGAGAUGAAACGCUCAAUUACAAUCGCAUCGACGCAAACUUCUUCAAGGAAUGCAAGGAUUGCGAGCCCAUCAUGAACUACGGCUCCGCGUGGAACGAUGUCUACCAGACCAACCUUAAGAAAGACUACUUGAGCUGGGGCGGUACCACACCGCAGCAAAAAGUCUACAACUCCACAUUCUCUGUCGGGCAGACGUUUGCGUCUAUCACCGAAGGCGCUUUCUUGUUUUGGUGGAAGGUGGGCGACAAGAAAUAUUACUACAUGUUCUUUUCGUCGGGCGCAUGCUGCAACUCCGCCGACCAACUCGCUGCGCCAGGCGAAGAGUAUAAGAUUAUGGUCUGUAGGUCUGAAACAGUAAAUGGGAGAUACGUAGAUGCUGAUGGUAAGGAUUGCCUCACGGAAAAUGGAGGAACGUUGGUGUUGGGUAGUCAUGGCGACGUGUACGCCCCGGGCGGACAAGGCGUCAUUGUAAAUCCGGAUAACAACAAAAUUGCUCUGUAUUACCACUAUGUAAACACGACGAUUGGAUACAACUACGAGGACUUCUUGUUCGGAUUCAACUACAUAGACUUGUCGUCUGGGUGGCCGGUCGUCACUGCAGCAUAA